Molecule: messenger RNA, 507 nt
Organism: Triticum aestivum (bread wheat)
Lineage: Eukaryota; Viridiplantae; Streptophyta; Magnoliopsida; Poales; Poaceae
Product: pathogenesis-related protein 1-like
Exons: 1
Coding region: 1-507 (168 amino acids)
Cellular component (GO): extracellular region
Source: RefSeq, a predicted model, not a curated record
AUGGAGUACUCGCCGAAGCUAUCAGCGGUACUGCUCUUAGCCCUCGCGUCCGUCAUGGUGGUCACGGCCCAGAACUCGCCGGACGACUUCGUGGAAGCCCACAACGCGGCGCGCGCAGACGUGGGCGUCGGGCCGGUGAUCUGGAACGAGACGGUGGCCGCAUACGCGCAGGCGUACGCGAGGCAGCGCCGCGGCGACUGCCGGCUGAAAACUUCUCCGGCGGGCCAUCCGUACGGGGAGAACCUCUUCAGAGGCAGUGGGAGUGGGACCGACUGGACAGCGGCGGACGCCGUGACGCUGUGGGUGUCGAACAGGCAGUACUACGACCACGACAGCAACACCUGCUCGGCGCCGCCGCUCAAGUCGUGCUUGACCUACACGCAGGUGGUGUGGCGCGAGUCGACAGCCAUCGGUUGCGCCCGCGUCGUGUGUGCCAGCGGCUUCGGCGUCUUCAUCAUCUGCAGCUACAACCCGCCGGGCAACCUCUUGGGGCAGAGCCCAUACUAA